Spinacia oleracea (spinach) is the source of this 2520-nucleotide messenger RNA. Its product is annotated as acyl-CoA-binding domain-containing protein 5. The transcript has 17 exons. NCBI's taxonomy places the organism in Eukaryota, Viridiplantae, Streptophyta, Magnoliopsida, Caryophyllales, Amaranthaceae. Gene Ontology annotation, molecular function: protein binding. The coding region runs from base 219 to 2369 and encodes 716 amino acids. The record is from RefSeq and is a predicted model, not a curated record.
ACCGUCAACUCAACUGGUCACUCACUUCACUUUCCCACUAAUCUGUACUACCCUGUUCCCCCGGCGCAUCUUAGCACCAACGUUCAUCUAAUUAACACCAACUGUUCCCGCUUCCAACCUCUCUUCUUUCUCUCUCAUCUUCUUCAUUCCCCCUUUCUGCUAACAUGCGCCACAUAUAGUUGAAGAUUUCUGGAUAAUAUUGAAGAAAGCUUGGGCAGAUGAAAAUGUUUGGUUUUUCCAAGAAGAGGGCGAAGCUGGGAAGGGUGAAAGUGCAUCUUUCAGACGCGUCCCAGGGAACAAAAAGCCCUUUAAGACCUGUUAAGCGGACUAACAAUUCCAAUGUGGAAACCAUCGUGGUUCCUGCUGACCAUGCAAGCGAGCUUGAUUGUCAGUGUUCAUCCGCUCCACGUGACAUCAGCAAUUGCAUAUCAGAAAGUUCUGAGAGCUGGAUGGUCUUGUCCAUUUCCGGAGACAAGCCGAAACCUCGGUUGAAUCAUGCUGCAACUGUAAUAGGAAACAAGAUGGUGGUGGUUGGCGGAGAAUCUACGGAUGGAAUGUUAGAUGACGUCCAGGUGCUUAGUUUUGAUCAAUUUUCAUGGACCACAGCUUCUUCAAAAAUGUUCUUGUCACCAACUACACUGCCUCUGAAGAUCCCGUCUUGCAGGGGACACAGCUUGGUUUCUUGGGGCAAGAAAGCUCUUUUGAUUGGAGGAAAAACUAAUCCCGGCAGCGAAAAGGUUUCAGUGUGGGCAUAUGAUACAGAAACAGAAUGCUGGUCACUAAUGGAAGCAAAGGGCGAUGUACCAGUUGCUCGUAGUGGCCAUACGGUGGUUAAAUCAAGUUCUGUUUUAAUCCUGUUUGGAGGAGAGGAUUCUAAAAGAAGGAAGUUAAAUGACCUUCACAUGUUUGAUUUGAAGUCGAUGACAUGGCUACCUCUUCAAUGCACAGGAACAGGGCCAUCUCCAAGAUCCAAUCAUGUUGCAGCUCUAUACGAUGAUAGGAUUCUCUAUAUCUUUGGAGGUUCUUCGAAGUCUAAGACUUUUAAUGACUUGUACUCUUUAGAUUUUGAGACAAUGGUGUGGACAAGAAUCAAGAUCCGAGGUUUCCAUCCUUCACCAAGAGCUGGUUGUUGCGGUGUGCUGUGUGGUACUAAAUGGUAUAUUACUGGGGGCGGAAGCCGUAAAAAAAGGCACUUGGAGACCUUAGUUUUUGAUAUUGUAAAGGUUGAAUGGUCGGUUGCGACUACAUCAUCUCCGUCCUCCAUCACAACCAAUAAGGGAUUUAGUCUUGUGCUGGUACAACACAAAGAAAGGGAUUUCCUAGUUGCAUUUGGAGGAUCCAGGAAAGAAGCAUCAAAUCAGGUGGAAGUGCUGAUAUUGGACAAGGGUGGAAACUCUUCUGGGAGAAGGUUGGCCCCAAAUAAAAAUCCGGGCCAAUUGCCACGUCACACUCGUUCUUCAUCAAAUGAGUUCUCAUCAUCGUCUCAUCUUCACGGGGCUCCUUCUUGUCCAGUUGAUUCCCUUAGACAAAACUUAGCAUCCAUAAUAGAAGAACAUGGCUCUACUAAUAGGAGAUCUUUGUCGGAGACUGUCCUUGCUGAUUCAACAAAUGCUUCGGGAAGCGUUUCUCUUAGGAAGCAAUUUCACAAUGACGAGGAUCCCACCCGUAAACCAUCAAGGAGUUCGGAUGACGAGAGUUCACUCUCACAGUUCUUUGAACAAAGAAGACCCCCGGAAACAGCGUGUACAGCCGAAACUUCUGGCAGACUCAUCAUGGAAGACAUACCAUCUUUUUCCGAGUCUGGAAACCUCAGUGUCCCGAGCUCUGUCAGCGAAAAGUUCCCUCUCGAAAACGAGGAGAUAAUAUUUCCAGAAAGUGAAGAAAAGUGCGGAGUUUUUUCUGCUCCUUCGAGCAUAUAUCAACUGUAUGAAACAAGAAUGGCUGCAUUGAUAAGGAAGAACGGGAUGCUCGAAGGUCAACUGGCAGCCGCGUUGGCGAGCCGUGAAUCUGCUGAGAAAAACGUAUCAUCUGUUCUAAAGAGUAGGCACGAGGCGGAGAAAAAGCUUGCUGAUACUGCGAAGGAGGUGGAGUUUCUGAAGGAGAAGGUAGGAAGUCUUGAACUGGCACAAGAAGAGGCUAACAAUUUGUCGAAUAUUGCACAUUCGGAUAACAUAAGACUCGAACAUGAUGUAGCUUUCUUGAAAGCUGUCCUGGAUGACACUCAGAAGGAGUUGCAUUCUACCAGAAAAAUGCUGACUAAUGAACGCGCAAGAGCUUUCCAACUACAGUAUGAAGUUUUUCACUUGAAGCAGAGACUGCAAUCAUUAGAGAAUCGUACACCUACGCCAAGAAAACCGUUUCAAGGAUAGCUCGAUCAAGAACACGUCCAAGGUUUCCCCGAAUUCACACUAAAUCCUUGAUCAUUUAUUUUUGGUGAUAACUGAUAAGCUUAGCUUAAAAUUGUAUAAUAUUUUUGUAAAUAUCAACAACAAAUUCAAGCAUCUUUUCCUUGAGCUGUUA